AGAGCCCUUGUGUUAGAGAGAUUAAUCAUAACAAAGAGAACCAAAAACACUAAUAAUGAGAAUUGUUGUUUCGGAACCUCAUUGUCCCAAAAGCGUCCAAGGGUUUAGCUAUGACCCUGAGCCUAACAGGAGUUUCGAUCGCUUGGUCUGUGAGACCGAGUCAUUCGCAAAGAAGCUCAAUGCUUUAAAGACGGCAAGGAGUGAUAGAGGAUUCGUAGUGCGUGUAUCAGAAGAUGAUAUGGAUAGUGAUGAAGAUGUAGAGAGUGCUCAAGAAGAAGAAGAAGAUUAUAGUCAAAUCUGUACCUGUGAUGAUUUAUACUUGAGUGAUGAUGAGUUUGAUCAUGAGCUUGAGUAUAUGAUGGAUAAGAUGGAUUUGGCUGAGAACGACCACCAAACCAAAACUAAGGAAGAUAUUAAGAAUCAAGUAUCAGUUGUUGAAAAGGAAAUAAUGAAUGAGAUUGAAACGUCUCGCUCUGCUUUAGCUCGGGUUGAGAAGUACCGCGAAAAUCGUAGAGAAGUUGAACGGAGACUUGAUCUUCAAUAUAAGCGAAAAGUUGCUGAAGCACUUGAUACGCAUAUGAGUGCAGUCCAACGAGAACAUGAGAUUAAAUCACAAAUAGAAGAAAGAAUAAUAAGGAGUGAAGAGGCUCAGGAGGAAGCCAAGAAGAGAGAAAGGGCAAAUCAAGAAGAGAAAAUACGUCAAGAAAAAGGUGAAAAGGAGGUGAUUGAGAGAGUUAGUGUUGUUGCUUUGGCAUUGGAGAAGCAUAGAUUGAAGAAGCUUGAAGAGUUAGAAGCAAUGAACCAAGAGCUAAAAUCACGUUUAAAUCAGGACUUUAGGAGUUUUGAAAGGAGUAUUGGAAGGUCGAUAAGGCAGAUAACUGGGGUAAAAGAUACGGUGGAUGCGAAAAUCAACGAAAUCGUCAAAGUAUUUAAAGAUCCUCGUUGUCCUUUAUCCAUCAGUAUUGCAGCUUUUGCAAAGAGGAUGGUCUCCUGUAGGCAAAACCCUUUUGCAUGCAGCUACAUCAUUGGUUAUGUCACUUCGAAGUUUCCACAAGCUAUGGAUAUUCUUCUUGCUGAAUUCCACAAAGCUUGCAUUUACACUGUCCCAAAUCAUGAUGUAAAUUCAGUGUGGGAUUCCGAGGCAUAUGAGCGCCUAGAUUCUACAAUGAGGCUAUACGGUGCACUUGUCCAGACUGAUAUUCGUGGUGGUAAUGCUACCAACAUUCAUGGGAUAGAACAUGGAUGGGCUUGGUUAGCUCGGUUCUUUAACAACAUCUCAGCCAUCAACAUAGCUACCGUGACAGCGUUAAACGCCUUUCUCCAAACGGCAGGGUUUGGUCUUCAUCAACGGUACAAAUCUCAGUUUGUGAAAGUUAUGAACGUUGUGCGAGAGCAUUUCUUGACGAAACUGAGGGAAGAAAAGGAUAUACUAGGCCUGGAUGACCGGAUGUACCUCAAGGAACCUGAAGGAAGAACUAUGAAGACGAGUCUCUUGUCGACGGAGUUUACUGCUGUUUUAGAUCAGCAGAACAACAAUCAGCAUUACCAGAGGAAUGAUUACAUAGACUGCUAUUGA
Arabidopsis lyrata subsp. lyrata is the source of this 1576-nucleotide messenger RNA. RefSeq names its product protein GLE1. Gene Ontology annotation, cellular component: nuclear pore cytoplasmic filaments; cytoplasm; nuclear pore. NCBI's taxonomy places the organism in Eukaryota, Viridiplantae, Streptophyta, Magnoliopsida, Brassicales, Brassicaceae. Gene Ontology annotation, biological process: regulation of translational initiation; poly(A)+ mRNA export from nucleus; regulation of translational termination. The record is from RefSeq and is a predicted model, not a curated record. Gene Ontology annotation, molecular function: inositol hexakisphosphate binding; translation initiation factor binding; phospholipid binding. The coding region runs from base 56 to 1576 and encodes 506 amino acids. The transcript is spliced from 2 exons.